AUGGAAAUAUUUAAAUAUGAGCCGAACUGGAGUGCCAUUGAAAGAAGGCUGAAAAUGAGAAUAAAGAGCGAAGGCGUUGACAGCACUUCGCAGAAGAUACUAACUGCAAACACCCGUUUUUAUUAUAGAGAAGAAAGCAAGAACGAAAAACCAGAAGAACACCUCUGCACUAUCUGCAAGAAAGAGUCGCAUCUUCCAUCGCAGUGUCCAGAGAAGAAAGUGGAGCAGAAAGCAAAGGAAGAGCCUGCCCUCUACCAGCCAUCAUUUGUCUUCACGCCCACCAGUGUAAAAUUAUCAAACAUUCCGUUAGAAACAGAAAAGCACCAGAUAAGAGAGAUACUAAGAAACAACAACAUACACACCGACCACGUGCUAAUGGUCUACGACAAGAUCAAAAGAGAAGAGUUCAAGGGCAUAAUUUACAUGGAGCUGCCCACCCUAGAGCUAGCAGAGAAGUGCGUAGAUCUCUUCGACGGAAUGAAGAUGGGCGUGCAGAUAGUCAGUGCAACAACAGUUGAAAAUAGAAACAGACUGUAG
Nematocida minor is the source of this 537-nucleotide messenger RNA. RefSeq lists its product as uncharacterized. The record is from RefSeq and is a predicted model, not a curated record. The transcript has a single exon. Bases 1 to 537 code for a protein of 178 amino acids. Lineage: Eukaryota; Fungi; Microsporidia. Gene Ontology annotation, molecular function: nucleic acid binding; zinc ion binding.